This is a messenger RNA of Camellia sinensis, 1741 nucleotides long. RefSeq names its product transcription factor TCP15. The record is from RefSeq and is a predicted model, not a curated record. Gene Ontology annotation, cellular component: nucleus. Gene Ontology annotation, molecular function: DNA-binding transcription factor activity; sequence-specific DNA binding. NCBI's taxonomy places the organism in Eukaryota, Viridiplantae, Streptophyta, Magnoliopsida, Ericales, Theaceae.
UCAUUGUGUUUGUUGCUUAAAGCUUGCAACCCCUAGCUCCCUUAUCCUCUCUCUCUCUCUAGAGAGAGAGAAAACAACACAGCUGCCAUCUCCCAUUUGAAAGAAAUUUGAAAGAGAGAGAGAGAGAGAGAGAGUUAGACCCACAAGUGAUCAAAUUGAGGAGGGAGGGGGUCAUCUAGAUGGUGUACUUGUAGCAUAUGUGAUCAUGGAAGGAGAAAAUUGUAUGCGUCGUUCAAAUUUCCCAUUACAAUUGCUUGAAAAAAAAGAAGACGAAGACGAAGGCGAAAACCAAACACCAUGUUCCAGCUCCUCCACCUACGCUUCCCUAGCCAUUUCUGGCGCCGCCACCACCACCACAAACCCACAAAACUGGUCUCAUAAUUCAACCCAACAACACCAACACCAACACCAACACCAACAACAACUAGCUGUGGCUGACCAAGCACCCAAAAAGCCUCCACCCAAGAGGACCUCCACCAAGGAUCGCCACACCAAAGUCGACGGACGCGGCCGCCGCAUCCGCAUGCCAGCAACUUGCGCCGCCCGGGUCUUCCAGCUUACCAGAGAGCUGGGCCACAAAUCCGACGGCGAAACCAUCGAGUGGCUGCUCCAACAGGCUGAGCCAGCGGUCAUCGCCGCCACCGGAACCGGUACCAUCCCCGCUAAUUUCACAUCACUUAAUAUCUCUCUCCGGAGCUCCGGCUCUACCAUGUCUGCACCUUCUCAUUUCAGAACUAGUUAUUUCAAUCAAAGCCUCUCUUCCUUAAAACCGCCUCCGCAACGGAGCGAUUGGGAACAACAACAACAACAACAAAGGAGUGUUGAUGAGUCUCAGCACCAAAGCAGGAUUUUCUUCCCCGGAGCUGGGUUAUCGUCGGAGAAUUCGUCAACAUUGUUGAAUUUUACUACGACAUGUCUAGAUGUAUCGGGUGAAUCGAGUAUAGGGAGGAAGAGGAGGCCUCCAGAGCAAGAUCUGUCGUUGCAAAAUCAUAUGGGGAACUACAUGUUGCAGUCGAAUUCUUCGUCGAUUCCGGCGAGCCACGGGCAGAUUCCGGCAGGGGCGUUGUGGAUGAUGACCAAUCCAAGUAACCAAGUCAUGGGUGGUGGUGGUGGUGAUUCUAUAUGGACAUUGCCUAGUUCUUCUGUUGGUAUUGGUAAUGCUAAUUUGUAUAGAGGGUCUAUGGCUAGUGGGUUACAUUUUAUGAAUUUUCCUACCCCAAUGGCUCUCUUGCCAGGCCAACAUUUGGGUCCCGGGAUUGGCGGUGGCGGUAGUGGUGGUGCGGUGGCGGCGGAUGGGCAUCUGGGUAUGCUGGCGGCACUCAAUGCGUUUAGGCCGCUGGCAGAGACGGGCGGUUCUGAGUCGCAGGCAAGUGGGUCGAACCCACAUCAUGGAGGAGGAGGAAGAGGAGGAGGAGGAGGAGAUGAUCAUGGAAAUGAUACUACAACUAGUCACCACCACUCCUAGAUCAAUUACAAAGUGUAUGGAUUGAUGAUUUUGCAUUUUCUUCUUUCUUUCUCUCUAUAAUCUAUAUAUAUAUUAUAUGGGUUUGCAAGUUAGAACAUGAGGCUCUCCAGUCUGACUGCUUUGAGUUUUGAGUUUUAUAAUAUUCCAUUUUGGUGUGAGUAGUAGUAGUAGUAAUGAGGAAUUGUAGGGUUUGAGAUAUGGAACUUAUGAGGAAUUUUAGGGUUUCAGAGAAGUAUAUAUAUAAAUAAUGAUAUUGGCUAAGCUAGCACUUGCUCA